CGAAAUUUCUCUCGAAUAUUCGUUUACGACUCGUUGUUUUGCUGGGUUAAGUAGCGUCAACGACUUUUGUUCUUUCUUUCCUUCGCACUUUCUCUCUCCUCAUCUUAUCGUCGACGAUUACUCUUGCGAUUUCCAAUUUGGUGGCUCUUGCGAUUUCAUCUGAUAAUCUCUUUCAUCGUUGUUUGGUAAGAUCUUCGGCUACCUUUGAUUUCUGUCUAAUAAUUCUUGUUCAAAUUGAGGAAAACCGCUGCGAUUUUCUAGGGUUUUGCCAUCGAUUUUUAUUUAACAUCGAUUUCUCCCAGAUCUGGGAAUUCUAAGGCUACAUACCCUUUGUUCUUCAUCAAUUUCAUUGUGAUAUCAUUGAUUUUGGAUUUUAAUCGUCUGUAAUUGAACGAUUUCGUUGUUUAGGGUUCUAAAAAAUUUCUCAGUGUUGAGAAUUAGGUUUAGGGAUUUCUGAUCCUUCAAUUGUUUUUCUUUUUCUCGUUAAUUGAGGUAAUUUUUGUGUGUGCUGAUAUUAUGGCGGCUGGUAGAAUCAAUGUGUCAAGGAGUUUAGAUCUUUCUCAUGUUUCAAGAAAAACCUCUGGGGUUCAUGCUCAUGGUGUUUUUGAUUUUGGGGCUAAGGUUAGGUCUAAUUCUGAAGUUUAUGGAGAUUUGGAAUAUGUGGGUGGAAAGAGGGGUGUGUUUGAGGAUGAUAGCCGUGAUAGAUGUAACGAAGCCAUGGAAUUUGAUGACGGGAUUGUGCUUUCCCCUCUUCAGAAGAGGAGGAAGUGCUCUCCUGUUAUGAACCUUGAUGAUGAUCAGGAGCCGGGACAGCUUGACGAAGAGGACUUUUCUCGUGCGCCUAAUAUCAUGAUGUCUCGUUGGGCGAAUGAUGAUGACCUGGAGGAGGGUAGGAGCGAAGAGAAGGGUGGAGUUGUUUUUAAAGGGGACGAUAGGAGCGAAGAGAAGGGUGGAGUUGUUUUUAAAGGGGACGAGUCGAAGGGAAGAAGGUCGAGUCCUGAGAGUGGGGUUACCCAAAAAGAGAGUUCUGAUUGUUCUGGAGGUAGGUCUUCUGGGUCUGAUGGAGGAUGUGUGCGGAGAUACUAUAGUGAAGGUGAAUGUUCGGAAAGCGAAUUGGAGGGUGAUGAAUUGAUGGAGAUUGAUGUGAGUGAUGAUGAGGACAUUGAGGCUGGAGUUGCCGGGCAAGGAAGGAGAAAUAUGCUGCAAGGUUGUAGAACUGUGUUUGAUUACGAAAAACUUGGUAAAAUUAGUGAGGGUAGCUAUGGUAUUGUAUACAAAGCAAAGGACAAGGAGAGUGGUGAGAUGGUUGCGUUGAAGAAGAUGAAGUUGGGAAAUCAAAGAGAGGGUUUCCCAGUGUAUUAUUUGAGGGAAAUUAAUACUCUUAUGUCCUUAAACCACCCUUCAAUUGUAAAUGUGCGAGAAGUGGUGGUGGAUGAAAGCGCCGAGGGCUUUGAUAACAUUUACAUGGUGAUGGACUAUGUGGAGCAUGAUCUUAAGGCGCUGAUGCAGGCAAGGAAGCAACAUUUUAGGCAGAGUGAAGUGAAGUGCUUGAUGCUUCAACUUUUGGAGGGUGUUAGUUAUCUUCAUGAUAAUUGGGUUCUUCAUAGAGAUUUAAAGACAUCAAAUCUCUUGUUAAAUAAUUUGGGCGAGCUGAAAAUAUGUGAUUUUGGAAUGGCACGCCAGUAUGGUAGCCCGUUGAAGCCUUAUACUUCACUGGUGGUUACUCUUUGGUACAGGGCUCCUGAACUUCUUCUAGGAGCUAAGGAGUACUCAACAGCUGUGGAUUUGUGGUCAGUGGGUUGCAUAAUGGCUGAAUUGCUGACCAAUAAACCAUUAUUUGAUGGAAAAACUGAGUUAGAGCAGCUUGACAAGAUAUUCAGAACACUGGGCACGCCUAAUGACAAAAUUUGGCCGAAGUAUUCUCAAUUGCCUGGGAUCAAAGCCAACUUUGUUCAACAACCGUAUAAUCAAUUACAUAAGAAGUUCCCUCGUGCUUCUUUUACAGGCUCUCCAGCACUUUCUGAUUCUGGGCUUGACUUGCUGAGCCGGUUAUUGACCUAUGACCCUGAAAUGAGGAUAACAGCAAAAGAGGCCCUCAGCCAUCCCUGGUUCCAAGAGGUUCCUCUUCCCAACUCUAAAGAGUUCAUGCCUUCUUUCCCAGCAGACAAGGUAGUUCUGGCAAGAUAAGGCUUGAUGCUUGACAUUGUCUUAUCAUUGAUCAUAGUGGGUUCUCUUAUCAUGUCUCUGUGGACCUCACCUGGCAGUAUUAGGCAUCUAUGGCUGGUUUUUUUGAGGCUGGUUGAAUGACUGUCUAUUGGAGGGGUGGCAAGCUGGGGUUGGACAGAUUUGGAACAUGCAGUGAAGGGGAAGUGAAAUAUGCAUUAUUGUUUCUGGGAUCUAUUACUUCCUGUGUCUCUGUUGUGUUUUUACAGAUACAGUCAGGGCACGUUGCUGUGGGGUUUGCAGCAAAUGUUGGCUAUGAUGUGCAGAUGUACUGCUAUGAUGUUGAAUUGGUUGUUUCGUAUAUGAAUACAGGAAGUAGCAGAUUUUUUUUGACUGAUAUUACCUUCCUGAAUAGGAUUUACUACCAUUGUGUCCUGUGCUCUUACAGAUCUGAGCCCGUUUUGGAGGUUGGACAUAAUUAGCCAUAGUGAUGGAGCAGACUUUGUAAUUGAAAAGGAGCUGCAUGUCUGAACUCAAAAGAAAAAAAAUAUGUUUCAGGCACCUGCAUGAACAUGUAAGGUGUGCAGUAGCAGUUCAUUUCUUCGUGAGCUUUUUCUUUCCUCAUUUCAAUUGUUCCUUGGUCAUCAUUGUUUUGAGUAUUCUUUGAUCAAUUUUGCUUUUAUCUCAUACACUAAUUGGUGGAGAUUUGAAGAAACUUGUAAAUAUUCCAGUAUUUUCAUGUACAUUCUUCCUUAAUUUAUAGACUGGCUAUGGAGUACCAUAAAAAUUUAUUUAUGAUCUUUCUGUCAUCUUGACUUGUUCUUAAUGUUCGACAUGCGCUUAUUUUUGCAAGAAUUGCUGCAUUAAAUGGGCACUGGAAACUGUUAACCUCAUGCCUCAAAUAAAGGAGAUAUGUUUCAAGCUUUUCAGGUAUUUACUUGAUAAUGGAUUGCAGAUGUGGCAGUGCAAUACUGCCAUGUUUGAAGUUGCUUUGUGAAACUGUUGUGCUGGCAUGUUGUUUAUGUUUCUGGUUUUCAUCUUUGCCUACAUUCUUCCAAGGUUUAAGCGCAUGUAAACGUUUAACCCUUUAAGGGCGCCUAUACUUGAGCAGCAUUGAUGUGAUCUAUAUCUAAUUUUUCCAUAAGAUUUUGUAUUUUCUGUACAUAAGCUAUCUUCCACAUUAGCUAUCAUUACAUUUGUUGCCGACUACUGCUUCCUAGAUCAUUAGCACCUCAUACGAUAUGUCAGGUGUUGGCAUUAUAUAUUGCAAUGUAAUAAUCUAAAACCGUGUGCUACAAAUAUAGUACAGGGCUCCAUCCAUAAUAGUUGACCAUCUGUAAUUUACUGAUUAUUAUGUUUUUUUUGAACUUGUUAUUUGAUUUAUUAAUAGAGAAAAAUGUACAGCAGGCAGAUGUUUGUGGCAGCUUGUUUGGACAUUAAUAAUCCUUUUUUUUGCCUUCUUUGGUCUUUUCUCCUUUGUGUUUGAUCGAAACAGAAGAGUUGAUAUUGAACUGGCGAUUCUUCACUCUAGGUUCGUAGUCAAUUCCAGGUAACCGUCUGCCGUUCAGCAUUAUUCGUUGGAGUUGGGCUGAUAUGUUUAAUGCAUGGUCUGUCUUCUGCUCUUAGCUGGCUUUCCUUGCAUGAAUUUGAUUAUUUGAUCCUAUUUCCCCUGGAUGUGUGAGCUUCACAAGAGAUAGACAAACACAGGAUCAGCUGGAGCUUUGUACUUCAUUUAUGGUAAACUGAGGGAGUACUGUAUCUAUGUUUAACUUGCGAUUAUUUAUUUAGUUUUAGUGGUUUUGCUUUUUUCGUUUCCUGUUUUUUUGGUUGAUAACAUCAAAGAGGUCAUGAGCGAGAUUCAGAAGUUUUGGCCGUGACACUUGAACAGCUUGUUACAUCAAAGAGACUCUGUAAUGCUUUACCAGUACAAACUGUAACUUCUUUACGUACUAAGGUUAGGCCAGCCUCUUCUCUGGGGUGAAUACUUUUUUUCCUCUUAAUUAUAUUAAUUACAACAUUCUGAAGAAGUUAGUAUGUAUGUCUUUCGGAGUAAGUGAAUUAAAGUGAGGAUAAUUUUUCUUUGAAUUUCACCUGGCUUACUUUCGGGCAUUGUCCUUCAGUGUAUUUUGGUAGAUUGAUUGAGAGGAUGAUUCUUCUUGUGGUUCAAGCAAUGUUUUGAUGCACUAUUGUUACAACUUACAAGUGUGCAGACACUAGGAAGCCAAAGUUUCUGCUAUCUAAUUAAAAUUCUAGUGGGAAUUUCUCAUCAGUGUUUACCUUUUCUGAUUGGUGUGGAGAUUAUUGUGGAAGAAUGUGGCGCGGGAGAAAAGAAAAUCAGCUUGCGUAAAAAUAAUUAAUUCAUGCUGUCACAUUUUGGUCUGUUGACACGAUUGUAAAUUUCAAGCUGUAAAAUUAGCUCUGGAAAUGAGAUUAUGUGGAUAAUAGUCUUACUAAUUUGGUAUAUUUGUUGAUCAGUUUGACGAGUUAAUAUUUGUCGUAUACAGUGCAUUUUUGUUUA
Molecule: messenger RNA, 4681 nt
Organism: Chenopodium quinoa (quinoa)
Lineage: Eukaryota; Viridiplantae; Streptophyta; Magnoliopsida; Caryophyllales; Amaranthaceae
Product: cyclin-dependent kinase G-2-like
Exons: 5
Coding region: 517-2187 (556 amino acids)
Biological process (GO): protein phosphorylation; regulation of mitotic cell cycle
Cellular component (GO): nucleus
Molecular function (GO): ATP binding; cyclin-dependent protein serine/threonine kinase activity
Source: RefSeq, a predicted model, not a curated record